UCGGGAAAAAGCUAAAAUUUAGAGACAACCGAGUUUGUUAGUUUUUGGCGUAGCUGUGUUGUUUAUUGCAUGUAAAGCCAGUCAAGGAAAGUGCUGCCUGUUUCGCGUAAGUUGAUUUCGAACAAACCGGACGAAUUGUGCUGCGUACAAUGAUGAUGCAAAUCUUCGUUUUCUUGACGGUUAUUCUUUGCGCAUGGGCAGACGAUACGGCUACUUCAACCAACAAAGAUGGAAGCUUUUUUUGCCAGUAUUAUUCGGAUCACACGAUGAGCUGUUACAACCAUUAUCGUAACCGCGAGGCAAACGAAAGCCUGACACCGGAAGCAGCCGACAGAGCUUUUGCGAUUUUCGGGUUAGGGGAGCCGAUCAAAGGCAGCUGGACGGAUGAAGACGGUUUUUUCAAAGCGGACAACAGCACUGCUGUUGGUGAACGAAAAUUUGUUGGAACAUGCAUGUUUGAUCCGAAUACUGGCGCAAAUUGUGCCCAUGCAAAUCCCCCGUGCAAGCAGACACCGAUAUUGAAGAUCGAAUGCGUCGAUGGUGGAUUGUUUCGCGUAGCAAAUUUUUCUGGAACUCCUGGGGGGCCGAUCCGACCUGUUCUUCCAGUCAGUAGUGCGUGAUAUCGAGAAUUACUGUGCCACUGUAUCCCAAACAGUUCCACUGCCUGUUAAAGAUUUCCAAUAAAUACCGUGUUCUUUCGUAA
Molecule: messenger RNA, 703 nt
Organism: Paramacrobiotus metropolitanus
Lineage: Eukaryota; Metazoa; Tardigrada; Eutardigrada; Parachela; Macrobiotidae
Exons: 4
Coding region: 150-620 (156 amino acids)
Source: RefSeq, a predicted model, not a curated record